AUGGGGACGGCGCUUCUCCAGCGCGGGGGCUGCUUCCUGCUGUGCCUCUCGCUGCUGCUGCUGGGCUGCUGGGCGGAGCUGGGCAGCGGCCUGGAGUUCCCGGGCGCCGAGGGCCAGUGGACGCGCUUCCCCAAGUGGAACGCCUGCUGCGAGAGCGAGAUGAGCUUCCAGCUGAAGACGCGCAGCGCGCGCGGCCUCGUGCUCUACUUCGACGACGAGGGCUUCUGCGACUUCCUGGAGCUCAUCCUGACGCGCGGCGGCCGCCUGCAGCUCAGCUUCUCCAUCUUCUGCGCCGAGCCCGCCACGCUGCUGGCCGACACGCCCGUCAACGACGGCGCCUGGCACAGCGUGCUCCUCCGCCGCCAGUUCCGCAACACCACGCUCUUCAUCGACCAGGCCGAGGCCAAGUGGGUGGAGGUCAAGUCCAAGCGGAGGGACAUGACGGUGUUCAGCGGCCUGUUCGUGGGCGGGCUGCCGCCGGAACUGCGCGCCGCGGCGCUCAAGCUCACGCUGGCGUCGGUGCGCGAGCGCGAGCCCUUCAAGGGCUGGAUCCGCGACGUGAGGGUCAACUCCACGCAGGCGCUGCCCGUGGACAGCGGCGAGGUGCGGCUGGACGACGAGCCGCCCAGCAGCGGCGGCGGCGGGAGCCCGUGCGAGGCGGGCGACGAGGGCGAGGGCGGGGUGUGCCUCAACGGGGGCGUGUGCUCCGUGGUGGACGACCAGGCCGUGUGCGACUGCUCGCGGACCGGCUUCCACGGCAAGGACUGCAGCCAAGAAGACAACAAUGUGGAAGGUCUGGCGCACCUGAUGAUGGGCGACCAAGGUAAAAGUAAAGGAAAAGAAGAAUAUAUUGCUACUUUCAAGGGAUCUGAAUACUUCUGCUACGACUUGUCUCAAAACCCCAUUCAAAGCAGCAGCGAUGAAAUAACUCUGUCCUUUAAAACCCUUCAAAGGAAUGGACUGAUGCUUCACACUGGGAAAUCCGCUGAUUAUGUCAAUCUUGCCCUGAAAAAUGGAGCUGUCUCUCUGGUCAUUAAUUUGGGAUCAGGGGCCUUUGAAGCGCUAGUGGAGCCCGUGAACGGAAAGUUUAAUGAUAAUGCCUGGCAUGAUGUGAAAGUCACCAGGAAUCUGCGUCAGCACUCAGGCAUUGGACACGCUAUGGUAAACAAACUACAUUGUUCGGUGACAAUCUCAGUGGAUGGGAUUCUUACCACAACGGGCUACACGCAAGAAGAUUACACCAUGCUGGGUUCUGAUGACUUUUUCUAUGUCGGAGGCAGUCCCAGCACCGCAGACCUCCCGGGGUCACCAGUCAGUAACAACUUUAUGGGCUGUCUUAAAGAGGUUGUAUAUAAAAAUAAUGAUGUAAGGCUGGAAUUAUCUCGACUUGCCAAGCAAGGAGACCCUAAGAUGAAGAUCCAUGGAGUAGUGGCAUUUAAAUGUGAGAAUGUUGCAACUUUGGACCCAAUCACCUUUGAAACCCCAGAGUCUUUCAUCUCUUUGCCUAAAUGGAAUGCAAAGAAAACAGGCUCCAUAUCAUUUGAUUUCCGCACAACAGAGCCAAAUGGCCUCAUCUUAUUUAGCCAUGGCAAGCCAAGACACCAAAAAGAUGCCAAGCACCCACAGAUGAUCAAGGUUGACUUCUUUGCUAUUGAGAUGCUGGAUGGCCACCUCUACCUCCUCCUAGACAUGGGGUCAGGUACAAUAAAAAUCAAAGCCCUGCAGAAGAAGGUGAAUGAUGGAGAAUGGUAUCAUGUGGACUUCCAGAGAGACGGACGGUCAGGUACCAUUUCCGUCAACACCCUGCGCACCCCCUACACUGCUCCCGGGGAGAGUGAGAUUCUGGACCUGGAUGACGAGUUGUACCUGGGGGGCCUCCCAGAAAAUAAAGCCGGCCUCGUCUUCCCCACUGAGGUGUGGACUGCUCUGCUCAACUAUGGCUACGUGGGCUGCAUCAGGGACCUGUUCAUCGACGGCCAGAGCAAGGACAUCCGGCAGAUGGCCGAAGUGCAGAGCACCGCGGGAGUGAAGCCCUCCUGCUCCAGGGAAACAGCAAAACCGUGCCUUAGCAACCCUUGCAAAAACAACGGCAUGUGCAGGGAUGGGUGGAACCGAUACGUCUGUGAUUGUUCCGGAACAGGCUACCUGGGCAGGUCCUGCGAGAGAGAGGCAACGGUUCUGAGCUACGAUGGGAGUAUGUUUAUGAAGAUCCAGCUGCCCGUGGUCAUGCACACAGAGGCUGAGGAUGUGUCCUUACGGUUUCGAUCCCAGCGUGCAUAUGGCAUUCUCAUGGCAACCACCUCCAGGGACUCGGCAGACACCCUCCGCCUGGAGCUGGACGCAGGGCGUGUGAAACUGACGGUCAACCUAGAUUGUAUCAGGAUUAACUGUAAUUCCAGCAAAGGUCCCGAGACCCUUUUUGCCGGCUAUAACCUCAAUGAUAACGAAUGGCACACAGUGCGUGUGGUUCGUCGAGGAAAAAGUUUAAAGUUAACGGUGGAUGACCAACAGGCCAUGACAGGUCAAAUGGCAGGCGAUCAUACCAGACUAGAGUUUCAUAACAUAGAGACUGGCAUCAUCACCGAACGGCGGUAUCUGUCUUCUGUCCCCUCCAACUUCAUUGGACACCUUCAGAGCCUGACAUUUAAUGGAAUGGCAUACAUUGACUUGUGUAAAAAUGGUGACAUAGAUUACUGUGAGCUCAAUGCCAGGUUUGGCUUCCGGAACAUCAUAGCAGACCCUGUUACCUUCAAGACCAAAUCGAGCUAUGUUGCCUUAGCUACAUUGCAAGCCUACACUUCUAUGCAUCUUUUUUUCCAGUUCAAGACAACAUCCCUAGAUGGACUAAUUCUAUAUAACAGUGGGGAUGGAAAUGACUUUAUUGUGGUUGAAUUAGUUAAAGGGUACUUACAUUAUGUGUUUGACUUGGGAAAUGGUGCUAACCUCAUCAAAGGGAGUUCAAAUAAACCUCUCAAUGACAAUCAGUGGCACAACGUGAUGAUAUCAAGGGACACCAGCAAUCUCCACACUGUAAAGAUUGACACGAAAAUCACAACACAAAUCACCGCCGGAGCCAGGAACUUGGACCUCAAGAGUGACUUGUACGUAGGAGGAGUGGCGAGAGAAACAUACAAAUCCUUGCCGAAGCUCGUCCAUGCCAAGGAGGGCUUUCAGGGCUGCCUGGCUUCGGUUGAUCUGAAUGGACGGCUCCCCGACCUCAUCUCAGACGCCCUUUUCUGCCACGGACAAAUCGAGAGAGGAUGCGAAGUUGCAUUGAUGAAAGCUGACUUGCAAGGGCCCAGCACAACCUGCCAAGAGGACUCGUGUUCCAAUCAAGGCGUGUGCCUGCAGCAGUGGGAUGGCUUCAGCUGUGACUGCAGCAUGACUUCCUUCAGUGGCCCGCUCUGCAAUGACCCUGGGACAACGUAUAUCUUUAGCAAAGGUGGUGGACAAAUCACAUAUAAGUGGCCUCCUAAUGACCGGCCAAGUACACGAGCAGACAGACUGGCCAUAGGGUUUAGCACUGUUCAGAAAGAAGCUGUAUUGGUGCGUGUGGACAGUUCUUCUGGCCUGGGGGACUACCUAGAGCUGCAUAUACACCAAGGGAAAAUUGGAGUUAAAUUUAAUGUUGGGACAGAUGACAUCGCCAUCGAAGAGUCCAAUGCAAUCAUUAACGAUGGGAAAUACCAUGUAGUGCGUUUCACGCGGAGUGGUGGCAAUGCCACGUUACAGGUGGACAGCUGGCCAGUGAUCGAGCGCUACCCUGCAGGAAACAAUGAUAACGAGCGCCUGGCGAUUGCUAGACAGCGAAUUCCAUAUCGACUUGGUCGAGUAGUUGAUGAAUGGCUACUCGACAAAGGGCGUCAGCUCACAAUCUUCAAUAGCCAAGCAACCAUAAUAAUUGGCGGGAAAGAGCAGGGCCAGCCCUUCCAGGGCCAGCUCUCUGGGCUUUACUACAAUGGCUUGAAAGUUCUGAAUAUGGCAGCUGAAAAUGAUGCCAACAUCGCCAUAGUGGGAAAUGUGAGACUGGUUGGUGAAGUGCCUUCCUCUAUGACAACUGAGUCGACAGCCACUGCCAUGCAGUCAGAGAUGUCCACGUCCAUUAUGGAGACCACCACAACCCUGGCCACUAGCACAGCCAGAAGAGGAAAGCCCCCUACGAAAGAGCCCAUUAGCCAGACCACAGAUGACAUCCUUGUGGCCUCAGCAGAGUGUCCCAGCGAUGACGAGGACAUUGACCCCUGUGAGCCGAGCUCAGGUGGGUUAGCCAACCCAACCCGGGCAGGCGGCAGAGAGCCAUACCCAGGCUCCGCAGAAGUGAUCCGGGAGUCCAGCAGCACCACGGGCAUGGUGGUAGGCAUAGUGGCCGCCGCCGCCCUGUGCAUCCUCAUCCUCCUCUAUGCCAUGUACAAGUACAGGAACCGGGAUGAAGGCUCAUACCACGUGGACGAGAGUCGAAACUACAUUAGUAACUCAGCGCAGUCCAAUGGGGCUGUUGUAAAGGAGAAACAACCCAGCAGUGCGAAAAGCGCCAACAAAAAUAAGAAGAACAAGGAUAAAGAGUAUUACGUCUGAUUCCAAGAUCUUAAAAGGACCCUUGUAUAGAAAUAGUCUUCAUUUUAUCUGAGACAUAAUAUAAACUUAUUUACUUUCCUUUUUAUGAAGCACAUA
Messenger RNA from Eptesicus fuscus (big brown bat), 4671 nucleotides. It is a transcript of the gene NRXN1, whose product is annotated as neurexin 1. The transcript is spliced from 23 exons. The record is from RefSeq and is a predicted model, not a curated record. NCBI's taxonomy places the organism in Eukaryota, Metazoa, Chordata, Mammalia, Chiroptera, Vespertilionidae. The coding region runs from base 1 to 4575 and encodes 1524 amino acids.